AUGGAUACAGCAAGUGAUGCCACAAAAAUCCUAGAGAAAGGACCUGAAUACCUCAGGAAGCAAAUGGAGCUGGAGAGUGAGACAAAAGUACACAUGAGUGCUGUGGAGAGGCUCGCUGCAAGUAAACUCAAAUAUGUCAAAAGCAAAGAGGUGGUCAGCUCUACUCAGGAAUCUGUGAUCACCAUUGGAUCUGGCUCUGUAAGCAGUACCGGGUCUUCGAACCGGAGCUCCAACCGAGGUGGGAAUCUGAGCACUUUGAGUAUCUCAACUGCAGCAACAUGUGGUUCCCAAAGGAUCUCACCAGUGCAGGUUCGUCGAUCCAGCUCCAAAAAACGACCAGACUCUCUUCUAAUUCACAGACAGAAAUGUGAGUUACUGAGAGGGUCAGCAAGUGGCCGCAGAUAUCGGAGAUCGCGAAAGCUACAGCAGAAAAAUGCUCCGUUACCUGAGGCAGCAGAUAAAGAGUGCGAGGGUGAGAGCAACACAGUGAAAAUCACCACACCUGAGGGAACAGAGAAGGAAUGCAGCUCCCUUACAGAGAAGAAAGAGAAGAUUGGGGAAGCAGAACAACACAGCAAAGGAAACAGUGCUUCUGGGACAAAGGUGACAGCUCCUGGUGGGAACAAAUCUGCUUGUCUCUUGGCGGUUCCUGAGGUCGUAAAGAGGUCUGGGAAAGGAGUCAGUCGUUCGCACUCCGACAUCAGCUCCAGGUACUCCAAAAACUUUGCAGACUUUGAUGCUUUUUUCAAGUACUGUGGGCUGGAAGGGGAGGUCAUCGAGUCUCUGGGGAAGGAGAACUUCUCGGCACGCUCAAACGAGAUUACUAAUACCAUCGUCAGGAGUUUCAGCAUCUCUACAUCGGAGGAUGGCUUCUCCAGGAACAGUGGGGACAGCGACGGGCUGCUGGAGGAAGAGUUACAUGAGAAGAUUCAUCAGGGGACGUCUGUCAUUGAGCGCAAUGCAAGGAUUAUCAAAUGGCUGUACAGCUGCAAAAACGCCAAAGAGACUGGGAAAAAAUUGAGAGAUCUGGAUUGAGAGAACACUGUCUUCUGUUUUCUUUGGGGGCCAUAUCAUAAUGUUUCUAAAUGACACAGCUAAUCCAUCUCCUCAUCCAUCCAUCUUCUGUUUUUAUCUCUACCAUUGUUUCUAUUUGUUUCUGUGCAAACUUUUUUAGCAGACGCAUAUCAGGAGAAAUUUUGGUUACAGCAUGUUUUUGUCUAUUAAAACUUGCAACAGCUAACUUUUCUGUCACAUUAGGCUCAGAGUCCAACAUCAAACACACAUAACAGAAACCUCUGUUACUUUAUAAAUACAUUUUGAUAUAGGCAGUCUUCUAAUAUAAUUUAAUCACAAUGCAGAUUUAGAGUCUUUGACCUUUAAUGCUACUUUGGCAUUGACAGUUCCCACGACAGAGCACUCCUCACCCACUAGGUUACCAAGUUAUCUCACCGCGCUUCUGCUCCCUUAUUUGUGACCGUCAAGUCCUUCUUGAAACACUCUGUUUAUCCCCAGUGAAUUAAAACAAACAUGCUGUAUACAAAGAAAACAUAAAAAUAUUGAUAGAAAUCGUGUCUUAAAAUAUAGAGAAGCACUAGACUAGGAAAAAGUGUGUUUUGUGUCUCCUCUGUAUGUAAGUUGACAGCAGAAGUCUCGUCCCUUCUUGAUUUUGAGAGCUCAGUGAUGGAGAACCGUGUUCAAGUGUUGAAAAAUGGCACUUUAA
Messenger RNA from Notolabrus celidotus (New Zealand spotty), 1720 nucleotides. RefSeq names its product family with sequence similarity 110 member C (gene fam110c). The transcript has a single exon. Lineage: Eukaryota; Metazoa; Chordata; Actinopteri; Labriformes; Labridae. The record is from RefSeq and is a predicted model, not a curated record. The coding region runs from base 1 to 1035 and encodes 344 amino acids.